CAGUGACAGUGACGACAACAACGAGAAACCAACGCGUUCCAUCACCAUCACCAUCUCGACCACCAGUGCUCGACAUCAAUCUAGAACCGUCGCCGAUAUUAACACACCAACAACCUUCAGACUUCAAUUCUAGUUUUUUUCUAUAUUCCGUCGAGACAUCCUAUUCCUCCCCAGCAUUCAAUUCCCAUCGAACCAACGAACAAACGAAUCCCAUCACGCGAACCUCCACUCGAUCCACCAGAGACGCCCUCAACCCUCAACCCUCAACCCUGAGCUUGCUUCCCCUCCUCUUCCAGUUCCUUGGCUGUGUGCCGAACCGACGCUAUUCCAUGGACUGUCGAUAGCCUGGGAUUUCCUAGCCUCUUUUUUCCUACCGGUCUUUCGCCAUGUCGCACGCGUGGCUCGAUUCUCUCUCCGAGGAUUGGCCCUCCCAGGCUGGAUCCGAUCCCUCCCCACCAAACCAGCUUCCAACCCUCAAUGUCGACGAGAAUACGCGGCCAUGCAGUGCCAGAGGCGCUGGAAGUAAGAUUCCUUUGCCCAUUGGCAAGCUAAAAUAUGAGUUACACACCGACACUCUCGACAACAACAAUACCAGUGUGCAUACGCAUGCACUCGGCUUGAGCGAACGCAACAUCCCCUUGUCAGCGCGAAAGGCUUCCAAAUUGUCCCAUAGUGUCAGAUUCACGGGUGACGGACACAAUUUUAGCCGCAGAUACUCAACUUCUACUGCUGGUUCCGUGGUUCACAACACUGUCCAACACAAAUCUCCCGGUCUCUCCGCGAGCAAGGGACAUGGACACACGCCCGAGUGGAAGCGGCGGUUAGUAUAUGGGGAAGUGCAAUACGGCGAACAACGCGACCUCUUCUCCUCAGCCGCCGCUGGCUUGGAGGAUAUCUUCAAGCCGCCACCACCGCCCCUGCCCCGAGACGAAUUUUCCGAUAGUUCACUGCUGCCACCACGCGACACCACGAUGCCCUCCAGCCCCCCCAUCAUUCACCACCACCACCCCCACCACCAGGAGUUCGGCACACCAGAAUGGGAGGAUGAUGGCUACGGUGACGAUGACGGUGACGACGGCGACGACGGAGCUUUGGCACAGGCGAGGGAAGGUAGUCCCAGUCCCAGCCCCCGCAAGCUCCGCGGACUCUCCUACAGGAGGACGGACGAGUCCUUCGACCAGAGCAAGCUGAGUGGUGCUACCGACACUGCACAUCGAGACAGCCAGGGCCAGGAACCCACGGCAAGGGAGAGCGUGCCCACUGCGGCUACCUCCUUGAUAGGACUUGCGCCCCCGGACGACCACUCGAGGAAGACUAGUGGCCAGAGCUACAUCCGGAACGAGGACUUUAGUCCCAUCAUACUCACAUGCCGCCAGGGAGGUGACGGCCAAGUCGGCUUUACCCCGGUAUCUGCCGAUCAACUCAAGGAACGGCUCGAAAAGCUACGAAACGACCAGAUGCUCCUGCCUGCCUACGUCGACCGCGACCUGGACAACGUUCACGUGCACCCCGAUGACGGGCAUGACGACCUCUCCGGCCACGAGUCUUCGACAGCACAUUUGGCACCUCUUGGAGACUUCGUCAAUGUACGACGUGGCGGCCUGUCGGCGGAAGGAUCAUUUAGGCACCGUAUGCUUAGUCCAGUGGGUGAUACCUCAGAGAUGCUCCCCGAGGAGUCCCUUCAGGCAAGCACGCCGAAGCAAUUCCCGACCAUCAGAAGCUAUGACCUGGGCCAAGGUAGCUACCGAUUCACGACUGCCAGCCCCCCCGAGCCCCGGGCACCGUUUCCGAGCCCCGAAAAACAACAACCGGUCCAUGCAGGGUCGAGUCCGCUGAAGCUCUUUGGACCCUACGACACCUUUACCAACCAAACCCUCCUCCGCCGAAUAAGCCAGUUUGAAGAGCGGUCGUCCGACGCAUCCGCAUCUCAGUUGUCUGCCGGCAGAGACCCGGUCAAAGAAUCCAGGCCGAACAGGGACGGGCACCGCGUCGUCUCGAGCACUGGAUCGGUCAGCCAGUUCGGGAAGGGCGACUUGGAGGGCUAUCAGUUCAGCGAGGAAGCCUCUUUGCCACGGCUUGUAGAGGAAAGCCGGGCCGAGUUUGGCUCAUACGAGGAAAAUGUCGAGGUGGAUGAAUCCCCAGCUUCCGGGCCAGGUGUCGGCCACCGGCUCCGAGGCGUAUCGCAUCAGGAGGAGCGUGUGCUGAUGCAGAAGAAGCGCCAGUAUGUCGACGCAGUGGCUGCUUCACGAUACAACGCGGCGGUAUCCAAGGUGUCGGCAAAGUCUGGCGCUUUCCCUCAUCUCGAGCCUGCCAGAUCAGGACCAACAGCGGCGGGAACACCGAAACGAGACAACAGCAGCGACCCCAAGAGACCUAGGACGUCCCCAUCGAAAGAUCCAACUCCCAAGCGCAGGAGAACCCUCCACCGAUCCGACGUCGCCUUUGUUCACGACCAGCAACGGCCUACAGUUCAAUCGGUCCAGAAUACGCACCGGCACAUGCAGUCCAUCAUGGGCAAAGGCCGCAAGGACCCUCGCCCUGCUGGCGUCCGACACUUGGCGCCUGCCAGUCAUCCCCUCUCCUCCCACAAUGCCCCCCGCCCCAGGACGCCCACCCCGAGCCAGAGGUCAUCCCUUCAGAGAGACCGGCAUCCCAGCUUUGAGACUACGGCGGGAGAAGAUUCGGCGCGGCGAUCCCCCAAUCGAGCCUCGCCACCGGGCGUCCGUGUCAACGACAGGAGCCCCUUGACCGAGACGGAUCGCAAGCCAUCCAUCAAGACGCAGGAUUUCGUGGACCAAGCCGGCGCCAUCAUGGCCAUGAUCCGAAACGGGGCCAAGCCUCCCAGCGCGCUUGCCAGCGUCGAGGAAUCGGACGGAGAAAACGGCGGUGGUGGUCCCAGCCCAGGCUUCCAGGACGAUUCGUACGAGUCGACCAACGAACCGUUCUCCCGGCCGCCGAGCCGCGAGGGGAAACCGGCCGUGACCAGGCUGCCGGCUCGUCAGGAGGACCCGGAGAUCCUGAAACACCUGCAGAAGUACCAGGAAGAGAGCGACAUGGGAGACGUCAUCGCCUCUUCGCUGCGGUCCGUGAAGGAGGCGCAGGAAGCCAUCCGCGCCGCGAAAGAGGUGGAGCGAAUGCUGGGAGAGAGCCCGUACGGGUCGGCUUACCCCGAGCACAUCGACGACUUGGACGACGUUAGCGACCCGCCUAAUAUCCGCAUCAGUCUCGGACCGGCGGCGGAGCGGUUCGCCGGGAUGCAGCAGCACGAGAAUGAAAACCCCACGUACUCGACCGGAUCCACGUACGGGACAAUACCGACCGGCUCGUCCCGCGGGUCCGAUUCGCGAAGGACCAUUGCGCCGCAGAGCGUGUCGCACCUCAUCCCUGACCAGGUGGGAAGCAUGUAUCUGGACAGGCAGAACAACAUCUGGAUCAAGAGGAAGGGGAGCGGUGGCGGCGUUGGACCGAGACAUGUGCCCCCCUCGUCGGAUACGGAAGAUGAUCCCUUCGCCAGCAUUCCCGACCUGUCGGUUGAUCUGACCAAGGAAAUGAAAAAUCUUCGCCUUACGUCAGGGCAGCGAGAGCAAGAGGAAGAAGCACUGAACAACGGCGCGGAGGAGGGAGAGGACAGACCUGGGAGGCAGUGUCAGACGCCGCAGAGCCAGAAGAGCAAAGGAUACGUGACGCUGUCGCCCAACGAAGCCCUUUCGGAGGGCAUCCACUCGCAGGCCCGCGAAGAAUUGUCGAAACUGGAGUCCAAAGCCAACAGUCCGGCCGGCGACCACGACGACGUUGAGCAGGAAAUUCGCUUGGAAGAUCGCAUUACGCCGUCUCGGAGGCGCAUUACUAUCUCAUUUUCCUCCCCCAUUGCGUCGAUCAUCCGCGACAUGUCUGGCGAUGACAUCGACAGCCUCGAGGACGAUGAAGGCAGUUUCCUCGCGCUGCCCAGGGAAUCCGGGUCGGAGUCAAGGGCCAAGAACGUAAAGUACGAGUACGCGAGUCUGAGCAAGUUAUCGUCGCGCAAAAAACUGUCUCAGUCGCACCCUGCGAAACGAACGGCAUCGAGGCGCGUCUCCGUCCACGGGCAAGCUUUCUUCCCUCGGCCCGUGUCGCGCAUCGAAGAGCGGGACGAGGACUACCCCGAUCCUCAAAAGGAGGAAGCAGAUGCCGAGAACAAGCAGGUGAGCAUCGUGGGCGACACCAGCGUCGUCAGCCACGCGCCGGAGAAGCGACAUGGCAGCCUCGGCGUUAUCAUGUCGACGCCGGGCAUGGGCCCCGAGGCCAGCACGAUCAUCGGCCACAACGUCGGGAACCUGUCCCUCAGCCCGCUUUCGGAAUUCACGAUGAACAACAACCAGGACCAGUCGUUCGGGCUGGAGGUCAGCUACAUCGUCAAGGACCGACACCUCGUCACCGGGGACGGGUCCAAGCGGGUCAUGUCCAUGGCGGUGCGCGAGCUCGUCGACAAGCUGACCGAGGCGGAACCGGUCGAGCCGAACUGGGAGGACGUUAUGGAGCUCGACGUCAGCGACAAGCGGCUGUCCAGCCUGCACAUGCUGGACGAGUUUUGCAAGCGGCUGGUGACGCUGGACGCAUCCCACAACGGGCUCGCGCAUCUGGACGGCGUGCCCUCGUCGGUGCGGCAGCUGAAAGUCACGCACAACAUGCUGAGCGAGCUGACGUCGUGGGAUCACCUGUCGAACCUGCAGUACAUCGACGUGUCGAAUAACGAGCUGCACAGCCUGGCGGCGCUGAACAACCUGGUCCACCUGCGGAGCGUCCGGGCGGACAAGAACCGGCUGACGUCGCUGGACGGCCUCAACUUCCACGACGGCCUGUUGACGCUGCGGGCGCGGGACAACCUCAUCGAAGAGGUCGACCUGGAGGGGACGAACCUCUGCCGGCUCGUCGAACUCGACCUGUGCGGGAACAAGAUCCGGGACGUCCGCAACGUCGACCAGCUCGGGUCGCUGCAGACGUUGAAGCUACGACGCAACCGACUGACGAGCUUCGACGCGGCCGGUGUUCUGCCCUCCCUACGAUACCUCGACAUCAGCGACAACGAAGUCUCGGGUCUCGACCUCGCCCACCUCCCCUCGCUCCGCCUGCUGCACGCCGACAGGAACCGCAUCAGCAAGGUCACGGGGUUCGCGCGGGCGAAACGGCUCGACAGCGUCUCGCUGCGCGAACAAGGCGGCGGCGACGCCGAGCACCGCCUCGACCUGUCCUCCUUCCUCUCGGCGGCCUACGAGGUGCGCAAGCUGUUCCUGUCGGGCAACUACCUCGGCGACAGCUUCGCCCCGCGCGUGGAUUUCCUGAACCUGCAGCUCCUCGAGCUGGCCAACUGCGGGUUGCGGACCUUGCCGGCGGACAUGGGCCAGCUGAUGCCGAACCUGCGGUCGCUGAACCUCAACUUCAACGCCAUCGCCGACGCGGCGCCGCUGCGGUUCAUCCCGCGGCUCAAGAAGCUGUUGCUGGCGGGGAACCGGCUCGCGGAUUCGACGGGCGUGGCGGGGGUGGUGACGGAGUUUCCGCACCUGGCGCGGUUGGAUCUGCGGGGCAACCCGGUUACGUUGGGGUUUUAUCCCCCGCCGUCGCAGCAGCAGGCUGUGGUUCGGGUUGAUCCUGCGGACGCACAUGCGGAUCCGUUUACGUUGCCUGAGGCGGAUGGCGAGAGGGAUGCGUUGUUUGCGGGGAGGUUGGAUGAGGCGACGAGGUUGCGGAGGCGGUUGUAUCAUGUGGUGUUCGCCGGGUCGUGUUUGCGGCUGAGGGUGUUGGAUGGGCUGGCUGUGGAUCGGAGGGCGGUGAUGGCGAAGGAUGGUACCAUGGAGGCUUUGGUGGGUGAGGGGCUGCUUCCGGGGGGUGUGGCGGCAUCUGAUGGCGAUGUUGUUGGGAUUGAAGCCCCUGAGACGACUGGUGGUGUUGUUGAUGCUCCUGUUAAGGAGGGAGAGGACAGUCGAUGGGGAGCGGAGGACAGUUUCGCCUAAGGGGCUGGGGGAAGUUGCAAGGAGGGGGCUUCAUGUGAGCGAGGGAAGAUGAGAUGUCUGUGAUAAUCCUACGAGGCAUAGGGACUAGGAGUCUGGAGGCGUUUUUGGGAUUGUAGACUGGUGCGUCUUUUCUUGGUUUGUUCGGACUUUGGGCUCUGGAGGCACUGGCUUCUUAUGAUUUGGUUUGCGCUGCGGGUUUGCAUUGACGCUAUCAUGAGGGAAAAGGUACUGUAAUGAAUAGGGGAAGCAUCGAUUUUGCGAAGUUUAUGACAAGGAAUAUUUCUUUCUUUGAUUCUCUUUGUUUUCCCGUUUCCUAUUCUCCCCUGUGUUAGUGAGUUAUGAGAUGGUGAUCGGGCGGUAUAUCACCCCCUUCCCUACAGAAUCUGUAUAUGUGUAAGGAAUCUAAUAUUAGUAUUUCAUUACGGAUAUCGAUCGAAGUUUGAGGUUUAGUAUCUGA
This is a messenger RNA of Sodiomyces alkalinus F11, 6444 nucleotides long. RefSeq lists its product as hypothetical. The record is from RefSeq and is a predicted model, not a curated record. The transcript has a single exon. NCBI's taxonomy places the organism in Eukaryota, Fungi, Ascomycota, Sordariomycetes, Glomerellales, Plectosphaerellaceae. Gene Ontology annotation, molecular function: protein binding. The coding region runs from base 387 to 5987 and encodes 1866 amino acids.